Vigna angularis (adzuki bean) is the source of this 1173-nucleotide messenger RNA. RefSeq lists its product as uncharacterized. The coding region runs from base 1 to 1173 and encodes 390 amino acids. The record is from RefSeq and is a predicted model, not a curated record. NCBI's taxonomy places the organism in Eukaryota, Viridiplantae, Streptophyta, Magnoliopsida, Fabales, Fabaceae. The transcript is spliced from 7 exons.
AUGCUCAGUGAGGUGUAUGUAACAUCAAAUAAGAAGUUCCUGAUUCCUUUUCUCACCCCCUCUUCAACAGGGGAACUCUUUAGUUAUGCUCCCGGUAGUUCAUCAUCUGUGGGGCCUCCUCCUACCCCUAGUAUACAGACUCCUACACCAGCAGUAGACCCUACUCCUCCUCCUCGUGCAGUACACCCUUCUACUACCACUGCAAUUCAAGUGGUGAUGCUGAAUAUCUUGACCCGCCCCUCGGUGAUCGACCAUGGAUUGAGCCCUAUGGCCAUCACACGUUCAAUUAAGCAGCAGUUUUUAACUCCAUGGCCUACUUGGGGAGCAAUACCUCACGACGACAGAAAGCCAUUCUGGGAGCGUUUUCAGAUGAAGGUGCAGUGGAAACCUGAACAUAAAACUCAGAUACACAGAAAUUUCCACAUGAAAGCAUCUCAUCGGCUCUCAGAGAUGUUUAGGGAUGCCCGGAAUGCAGGACAGCGCCCUAACUGGCUGGGUGAGCACAUUUGGAACUCUUUACUGGCCCAUUGGAAUACAGUAGAGUUCCGCAAUAAGUGUGCCAAAGCCCAGCGGAACAGAGCGUCUGAAAGGGGUGGCACCCUGCAUACUGGUGGGUCGAUCACCAUUCAUGAGCAUGCCAUUCGUAUGGCACAGGCUCUAGGACGGGCGGUGCAUGUUGAUGAGGUCUUUGCACAGACUCAUGUUCGGAAGGGAACUAAUCAAUUUGUUGAUGAAAGAUCUCGGAAGACUCAUGAAGACUUUUCUACGAGACUUUCACAGGUUAGAUCUGAACAUGAGUCAGCUCCUACACCGGAUGAUGCCAGUAAUGCAGAUGAUGACAUCCGUAGGACGCAGUGCUGGAUCGACACCGUUGGUGGGAAGAAAAAGGGACGAGUGUAUGGUGCGGGACAGCUUGCAGCAAACUAUACAGCAUCCAGAGGAGGUACUCUGAAGCACCAGCCUUCUUCUUCCACCAGUACUGCUGCUGAAGAGGUUGUUCAACUCAGGCAGGAACUCCAUCAACGUGACCAGGAGCUCACUGAUCUCAGAGCAGAGUGUGGGUUGCACAGGAAUCAGAUUUCUCUUAAACCUGCUCUACAUUUUACCGAAGGCUUUUGCCCUUCGGUAAAUGCCCAAAGCAGGUCAUUACUGAAGGCUUUUGCCCUUCGGUAA